Messenger RNA from Kazachstania africana CBS 2517, 1620 nucleotides. It is a transcript of the gene SMF1, whose product is annotated as divalent metal ion transporter SMF1. NCBI's taxonomy places the organism in Eukaryota, Fungi, Ascomycota, Saccharomycetes, Saccharomycetales, Saccharomycetaceae. The transcript has a single exon. Gene Ontology annotation, molecular function: cadmium ion transmembrane transporter activity; manganese ion transmembrane transporter activity. Bases 1 to 1620 code for a protein of 539 amino acids. The record is from RefSeq and is a predicted model, not a curated record. Gene Ontology annotation, biological process: iron ion transport; intracellular manganese ion homeostasis. Gene Ontology annotation, cellular component: plasma membrane.
AUGUCCGGCCUAGAAAUUGAAAGUUCCAGUGCAGAAGGUGUUCAUAAUGUCACAUCUAAAGAAGCCAUUAAUGUCUCAGAAAGUUCAUUGGACACAGGUGACAGUUCAAAAGUAAAACUAUGGGUCACUGAACUGAGAUCUAUUGUAUACAAGUAUGCCGGAUUUAUUGGACCGGGAUUGAUGGUUUCCGUUGCAUAUAUUGACCCAGGUAACUACUCUACAUCCAUAAAUGCGGGAGCAACAAACCAGUACUCUUUACUGUGUAUAAUUUUGAUCUCUAAUGUAAUUGCAAUUUUUUUGCAAUGCCUCUGCAUAAAGCUUGGAUCAGUAACUGGGAUGGAUUUAUCUAGAAAUUGCAAAAAACAUCUGCCGACUUGGCUGAAUCUGAUUCUUUACUUCUUUGCCGAAUGUGCCAUUAUAGCCACUGAUUUAGCCGAGGUUAUAGGUACUGCCAUUGCGCUUAACAUACUGAUUAAAGUUCCCCUACCGGCUGGUGUCGUUCUCACGGUAAUUGAUGUACUUACGGUUAUGGCUGCGUAUACGCCAGGAGUAUCGUCAAUGAAAUUUAUUAGAGCAUUCGAAUACGGUGUCGCCUUAUUAGUUGUUGGCGUAGUAAUCUGUUUUGCAGUUGAAUUGGCGUAUAUUCCGAACUAUACCAGUAUCGGGAAAAUAUUCAGAGGCUUUAUACCAUCGCACCAAAUGUUUCAAAACGAGGGCAUGUAUAAAGCUGUGUCAAUCCUGGGUGCAACUGUUAUGCCUCAUUCGUUAUUUUUGGGAUCAGGAUUGGUCCAGCCGAGACUUUUUGAAUAUGAUUCAAAACAUAGCAACCAUCCAUCCAUUGUGAAUGAUAGCACUGAUGAUAUCGAGCUCGAGAAGCCCGAAAGCUCUCAAGAGCAAGUAAAGGACCUGAAAUAUCUAAAUUACAGACCCACCAUAGAUGCAAUUAACUAUUGCAUGACAUUUUCUAUGCUUGAGUUAACCUUUACGCUCUUCACACUUGCAUUAUUCGUCAAUUGUAGCAUCCUUAUAAUAGCAGGAGCAACUUUGUAUGGAAGCUCUGAAGCCGCUGAUGCAGACUUGUAUACAAUUCAUUAUUUGUUGUCAGAAACACUAGCGCCGGCUGCAGGAACAAUAUUCAUGUUAGCUUUACUAUUAAGCGGCCAAUCCGCAGGUAUUGUUUGUACAAUGGCGGGCCAAAUCGUAAGUGAAGGCCACCUAAAUUGGAAAUUACUUCCUUGGCAGAGAAGACUGGCAACGAGAGCUAUUUCAAUUAUUCCAUGCCUCAUAAUAUCGGCUUCUUUGGGAAAAGAAGCAUUAUCUAAGGCACUGAAUGCAUCCCAAGUAGUUUUAUCCCUUUGCUUACCUCUUUUAGUUGCUCCUUUGAUUUAUUUCACUAGUUCUAAAAGAAUCAUGAGUGUUGAAAACCCCAAAAGUUCAAAUAUCACAACCAAUUCUAACAGCGAGGACGAAAUUUCAGACAAUGAGACCGAGAUAGAACCUGUGAGUUUUGUUAACAACUGGAUAACUUCGAUCUUUUCAAUACUUAUCUGGCUAUUGUUAUCAAUAUUAAAUGUCUAUGCCAUAGUUCAAUUAGGCCUUUCUCAUGGAAAUAUCAGUUGA